AUGAUUCAAAGUAUCAUGAUCGUGAAAUGGAUUUAUCUAAUCCGAACAUGCAAUCACUCUCAUCUCAAACUUACAGAGACGUUUCAUGAUUCAGAACGGAAACACGUAGGAUAUCCGUGUGGUUUAAAAGGAUCAAAGAGUGUGGGACAAUAUCAGUAUCCUGGUCCCAACCCUGAUAUGAUAUUUAUUAACCCUGAUAUAACCAACCGUGAUAUACCCAACCCUAAUAUACCCAACCCUGAUUUACAUAGCCCUGAUAUACCUAACCCUGAUAUACCUAACCCUGAUAUACAUAGCCCUGAUAUACCCAACCCUUAUAUAUCCAACCCUAAUAUUCCCAACCAUGAUAUAAUACCUAAACCUGAUAUACCUAACCCUGAUAUUCCUAACCCUGAUAUAAUACCUAACCCUGAUAUACCUAACCCUGAUAUAUCCAACCCUGAUAUACAUAAUUCUGAUAUACCGAACCCUGGUAUAUCCAACCCUGAUAUACCCAACCCUGAUAUUCCCAACCCUGAUAUUCCCAACCCUGUUAUUCCCAACCCUGUUAUUCCCAACCCUGAUAUAUCCAACCCUGAUAUAUCCAACCCUGAUAUACGUAACCCUGAUAUACCCAACCCUGGUAUAUCCAACCAUGAUAUACAUAACCCUGAUAUACCCAAUCCUGAUAUUCCCAACCCUGAUAUUCCCAAUCCUGUUAUUCCCAACCCUGAUAUUCCCAACCCUGAUAUACCCAACCCUGAUAUUCCCAACCCUGAUAUUCCCAACCCUAAUAUAUCCAACCCUGAUAUAUCCAUGUAUAAGAUACAUAUCUCUAUAUAUUUAAUAUAA
Messenger RNA from Eurytemora carolleeae, 831 nucleotides. RefSeq names its product protein PELPK1-like. The transcript has 2 exons. NCBI's taxonomy places the organism in Eukaryota, Metazoa, Arthropoda, Copepoda, Calanoida, Temoridae. The record is from RefSeq and is a predicted model, not a curated record. The coding region runs from base 1 to 831 and encodes 276 amino acids.